CAAAGGAAAAAUUGUAUAGUCAGCAAACAGCAAAGAAUGUAAGUAAAGAAAAUAAAAGUGGUAAUUAUUAAAAUUGAAAUUAUUAAAAUGCAGGGGAAAGCACAAGACGGCGGAGCAAAGCAAAAAUAUGUAGGAUUUCAUGGAAGUAAAUCCAGACAUAGCGAAAGGCUUCUUCAGAGGAGACAAAGUGUCUCUUGAGGAAAAGUGGCGCCAACUAACGGAAUCGUUGAAUAGCCAAGGACCACCAAUAAAAAACACAAAUGAGUGGAAGAAGACCUGGGGUGACUGGAAAAGUGAAGUGAGGAAGAAAUUGGCACACAACAGAAGAGAGGCCGUGGCUACCGGAGGCGGCCCAUUUAAAAAGUACACUUUGUCGGAGGCGGAGGAAACGGUAGCAAGAAUUUCCGGACUGUACGCUGUUGUAGAAGGCAUAUCAAUGUCCACUUCUUUUGGAACUGGGGAGGAGGCAGUAUCCGCGCCCGAUUUAAGCGAUGAUGAUUUGCCUACCACAUCCGCAAGAGCCCGUGAGGAGAAAACCAAUCCGUCUCCGACCCCAAAGAGGUAA
Molecule: messenger RNA, 565 nt
Organism: Rhagoletis zephyria (snowberry fruit fly)
Lineage: Eukaryota; Metazoa; Arthropoda; Insecta; Diptera; Tephritidae
Cellular component (GO): nucleus
Source: RefSeq, a predicted model, not a curated record